This is a messenger RNA of Lates calcarifer (barramundi perch), 3260 nucleotides long. RefSeq names its product regulator of chromosome condensation (RCC1) and BTB (POZ) domain containing protein 2 (gene rcbtb2). The transcript has 12 exons. Bases 238 to 1821 code for a protein of 527 amino acids. NCBI's taxonomy places the organism in Eukaryota, Metazoa, Chordata, Actinopteri, Centropomidae. Gene Ontology annotation, molecular function: protein binding. The record is from RefSeq and is a predicted model, not a curated record.
GUAAGAGGGUGGUGUAUGUUUUUUUGCAGUCGGUGGUGUAGCGAUUAAAGCUAACUCCAACAAGGUGCAACUACAGCAACUGAUGUCAAGUUAUAGCAUUAUCUGACUCCCGAGAUGAUUUCAUCAGCAACUUGAUUCGCCAAAUAUGUUGGCUGACGAAUUUUUAAUGUCACUGUUGAUUAGAAAACGACGUCGCGGACGAAAACAUUAGCUAGAACAACAGCAAAGCUUAGUAGUAUGCUGGACGUGGGGAAGUGGCCAGUAUUUGCACUCCUUCCUCCUGAGGAACUGCGGCUUAUCCGUCAGGCUUGCGUCUUUGGCAGCGCUGCAAAUGAAGCCCUCUAUGUCACAGUUAAUGAUGAGGUCUUUGCUCUGGGCACCAACUGCAGCGGCUGUUUAGGGCUUGGAGACCUUCAAAGCACUAUUGAGCCGCGCAGGAUUGAUGUCUUGUGUGGAAAGAAGAUUGUGUCCCUAAGCUAUGGAACAGGGCCGCAUGUGGUUAUCGCCACUGCAGAUGGAGAGGUGUUUGCUUGGGGCCACAAUGGCUACAGCCAACUUGGCAAUGGGACCACCAACCAUGGACUGACCCCUGCCCUGGUGUCCACCAACCUCCUCAGUAAGAGAGUGACAGAAGUGGCCUGUGGGUCCCACCACACCAUUGCCCUCACAACUGAUGGAGAGGUGUACGCAUGGGGUUACAACAACUCAGGCCAGGUCGGUUCGGGGUCCACUGCCAAUCAGCCGACACCACGGCGAGUCAGUAGCUGCUUGCAGAGCAAAGUGGUGGUUAAUAUAGCCUGCGGUCAGCUAUGCUCUAUGGCUGUUCUGGACAAUGGAGAGAUCUAUGGUUGGGGCUACAACUGCAAUGGACAGCUAGGUUUGGGCAACAAUGGAAAUCAGCAGACACCAUGCAGGAUCGCUGCUCUUCAAGGUGUCAACAUCAUCCAGGUUGCCUGUGGAUAUGCACAUACAUUGGCACUUACAGAUGAGGGGUUUGUUUACGCCUGGGGAGCCAACUCAUAUGGGCAGUUGGGAACAGGCAAUAAGAGCAACCAAGCUCUCCCUACUCCAAUAAACACAGACAAGGAGAGGAUGGUAGAGGUGGCAGCAUGUCACACCAGCCACACGUCAGCUGCCAAGACCCAGAGUGGGCAGGUCCUGAUGUGGGGUCAGUGUCGAGGUCAAGCUGUGGCCAGCCCCCACCUCACCCACUUCAGCAGCACAGAUGAUGUGUUUGCAUGCUUCGCCACACCUGCAGUCACAUGGCACCUCCUCUCAGUAGAUGGCGAUGACUACCUGACUGUUGCACAGUCUUUGAAGAAGGAGUUUGACAGCCCAGAGAUUUCAGACCUGAAGUUCUUGGUUGAUGGAAAGUGUAUUCAUGUUCACAAAGCCCUGCUGAAAAUCAGGUGUGAGCAUUUCCGUGCACUACUGAAUGAAACAGAUGAGGACGCCAUAGAAAUCCACCAGUUCUCAUACCUGGUGUACAGAGCCUUUCUGGAGUACCUCUACACAGACACUAUUAACCUGCCACCAGAGGAUGCUAUUGGGUUGCUAGAUUUGGCUACAUUCUACCGAGAGACGAGGCUGAAGAGGUUGUGCCAGGAAACUAUCAAGAGAGGCAUCUCUGAGGAGAACGCCAUCACUCUGCUCUCUGCUGCUGUCAAGUAUGAGGCUCGGGACCUGGAGGAGUUCUGCUUCAAGUUUUGCGUCAACCACCUAACAGCUGUCACGCAGACCCAGGCCUUUGCGGACAUGGACCACGACCUGCUCAAGAACUUCAUUAGCAAAGCCAGCCGCUACGGGGCCUUCAAAAACUGACUACAGUGCCCCUGUGGUGAUGGCUUCAACAUGAUGAGGCUUAAGCUCACUGAGGUCCUGAGAGUCGACCCUAGACCAAAGUAAACACAAGGCUGAUCAGUACUUCAGAGCCUUGUUGCUUGGGAUGUAAACACUGGAGAGGCAAAUGGUUUAAGGUUUCACCCUCUGACUGAUGCUUCUGUGUUACUGCCCUUAACCUUGCCCAAACACACUGGUUGCUGGCGGGGGGGUUAAAUAUUGGGUUACAGCACUUGUCCAAUCACAAGCAGACAGUGCUGAAUAGUAAGAUGUGCCACAGUGGUCACUGAUUGGGCAUCUGAUUUGUUUGAUCAAGCCUGUCAGCAGACAGGAUUCCUGGAAAUCUUCUAUACUAAAUGUAAAUGGUUUGGUGUAGAGAUGUCAGUAAAUUUUAAGAACACUGCCCUUUACCAGUAAGUAAAACAAAUAAUCAAUGCGUGUAUCAUGCUGUAGUACAUUAUGUCUGAUCAGUAGUGACAGGAAGUGAUCAGCGAUAAACAUGUCAGCCAUGAAUUGACCUUUCACAUUGUGCUGCUUUUCAUUGAAGCCUUGAUUCUCAAAUUUUCUGGAUUGAGAAGUAGUAUUUAAUGAGGAGAAACAUGCAAGCUGUUGGUUCUAUUUACAAAACCUCAUCUUAUGUUUGGCACUUUUUUUCUGUAUCUGAUUGAUCAUAAUAUCUGUUCUCUUAUGUAAGUCAAUGUUAAAUUUUGUUUUAUGUUGUAGUUAUUCACCUUUGCCAUCCAAAGUUAUGGUUACCAUUUGAUGUUUGUAUUGACUUACAUUUGCACUGUUUUGCUGUAGACAGUUGCUUUGGCCACUGUGAACAGACUGAUAGCAAAAGAUGCAGAGAUAAGGACAUCCUACUGCAUGUUCAGAUUAACUCUCCCUGUGCAGCUGGAGACUGUAUGACUUACCCAAGCAUACUGAUUCCUGUGUAGCCUGUCGAUGAUGUUGCACUGUAGAUGCAGCUGAUUUUACAGUUGUGUUUCACUGCAGUUUGGUAUGUUUACACAAGUUUGGUUGUUUGUUUGUUUUUUAAUUGUUGAUAUGUUGGCAGCAAACCUCUGUUUCUUUAUAUCUCUCCCCUGGUAGCACCUUAUGGUAAUUAAAUAGUGCUAGCUUAGUGUAAAUGCCAACUGUGACUGUGUUGAAUAUAGUCUCACACAGUAUAGGGCCACAAUGUCUUUAAAUGUAGUUACCAGAUAAUUCCACAUUAAAUUCCUAAAUCCAUCUAAAUAGAAUGUAACAAAAUGCUUUUACUUUAACAAGCCAAUUAUUGUAUUUUUUGGAACAUUUUGAUAAUUACUAAAAAUGCCUGGUUCUUCUUAUUUUGUAUGGAAAAUGCUGCACAUUGCUGACUGUGGCACUUAUGGUAACAUUUGACAAUCUAAAAUGCAUUAAAAUGAAACUACAUAACAUGA